This is a messenger RNA of Australozyma saopauloensis, 2367 nucleotides long. RefSeq lists its product as uncharacterized. The record is from RefSeq and is a predicted model, not a curated record. NCBI's taxonomy places the organism in Eukaryota, Fungi, Ascomycota, Pichiomycetes, Serinales, Metschnikowiaceae. The transcript has a single exon. Bases 1 to 2367 code for a protein of 788 amino acids.
AUGCUGCUUGCAGAUUCGAUUGAAAGCACCAAGACGUUGGUCCAACAGUAUAUAAAAAAAAAAUCCAAUGAAGCGGAUAAACAGGAAAACAUCUUGCUUUCUCCCGCCGCAAUUGACCUCGAUUCCACCGAGUUAGUGUCUAUCAUCGACAAGAUCCAUAUACUGCCAAAACUAGACAUCUCCGAGUCUGAUACCGAUGUCAAAACACAAGCCGACGACUUCUUGUCCUCGGCAAAUACCCUGGCCAAAAUCUUCUGUUUGGAUAUGGGUCUUUCUCUUGUUGCAGACGUGUAUCUUAAUGAAAUACGACUUAACUUGUCGAACGAAAGCCUCGAGAAAACAGACUUCCAAGGCACUGAAAUCGAUAAGGAGCUGCUCUGUGCCGUCGAAAAGCUCUCGCUUCUUUUCGAUACAAUUUUGCAUCUCUACAAGGCUGGGGGUCUUCCGGCAGUAAAGAAUAGCUUCUACUCUAUUCUUCAGACAGUACUGGAGACGCUACUUCUUGUAUCUACAGAUGCAAUUGGUGUUUUCUGGAAUUACAUGGAGUCUCGGAGGGAUAUCAUGUCUUCUGGGUUCUUCGAUGCAAACUCUCCGCUGGAUAGAAUAGCGUUGUUGAAGAUAUGUAAUGGCUUGACCGAUAUGUACUACGAAAGAAAUAGCAGCGGGAAGUAUGACUCGUACGAAAAAGAUACUUUCAGCGAUGUAUUCCAGGCGAGGGUGCGCGCAUUUGUGACUUCCAUCUUUAACUUCGACGAUGCUACAGGCCUCAAUAAGCUUCUCAUGUUGGCUCGAAGAACCAACAAGGAGCCCCAUCUUGGCCCCUCGAAAACAAGCGACGGCCAUCUCCUACGUGACAUCUUGUCCUUCCAGCGCCUCCUUCGCGAUCCGUACACCUUUCUUAAAAACCCACGUCUUCUCUCGUCGCAGGUGGAUGCCAUGUCCCGAUUAUCUGCGUAUUUUCUAGACGAAGAAGGGCGGUACGCCAAAAUCCAUCCGCCAAGAGAUCUUUUUGCGGUGAAGCCUGAAACAUCCGCAUCUACCCAAGGCGACCAGAAGACAGAUUUGAUUUUCUCUCCCGAACAAUACUGGCUCUCUGCGUUCGCACAAACUGCCACUUCUGAAGAACUAGAGGCCAUCAAAAACCAGGAUGAAAAAUACGCUACAAAGAGAUUCGAUCAGAGCAAAUUCAGGAAACUCCUCUUGGUCCAAUUGUUCAUGGUGUCUUGUUUCUUUCUGGAGUUACAGGCUUCCAGGAAGCUGACCAUGCUCAAAAGUACAGACAUCCCCGCUAGCGCCAAACACAUAAUUGAUGAGACUACCCCGGAGCACUUGGCCGUCAAGUUUCAAAAGAUGAAGCGCGAUAUAUUGCACCAAAUAAGGUCUUGCAACACCCUGUUGCUGUUCAUUCUCCAGCACCUGAGCCACUCCGAGGAGUAUUGGUGGUCCUGGCUUAUUGAUGGAAAGCAGAAAGGUGGCUCAACUCUUGUGUCUUUUGAUGAUUUUACGGAAAAGGACAUAGCUGAAACGCAGCAGAAAUUUGAUGCAGCCGCUCCGUACAAAACAAAGCGCUACUUCAAUACUUACGCUACUCCACAGCUUUCAAGACGUAUGAAAGUCCAGACUGGACUAGCCCUACUCGAAACAAGCCACGCAGAACCUCUAGAUCCUUCUACUGAGAUCGAGGGCCUCAAGAGCCAAAUUGUAAACACAGAGGACGAGAAUUUGCGCCAGCAUCUCAUAGAUCAGAAAGAUAUACUUGUCUGGAAAAAGAUCAAGGACGCACGUUCGAGGGAUUGGCUACUGUUGAACUCCGUAUUGGAUCCUGCUGACCUCACUGACGAAAGAGUGACACUAGAUGACCGGAAGAAAGACCAAGCCGAUCCUGCUGACAUGGACGUGGACGACGAAAAGAAAGACCCAGUCGAUUCUGCUGACAUGGACGUCGAUGACGAGAAAGCUACAGAGCCCGCACAAGUGGAGGCUUUUCAAGAAAACAAAGACUCUAAUGACACAAUCACAGAACAAACCACAAACGAAUUGACACCUUCUGAGGACCUUGCGCCCAACACCACUGCCGCCUUAUCGUCAGAGAGUCCGUUGACCACCUCUCCUAAGAUUCCAUCUGAGCUUGUUGGGCUCUAUGGAAACGAUACAAGAGUAAACACGAUCGAUAAAGAUUCUACGAUUCCUACACCUCUCGAGAGUGUGAACACUGAAGCACUGGCUGCAAAUGAAGAUGACCCUGUACAUGCUCUCUCAGCUGAACCCGGGCCAGAAACCACACAAACACCAGCCAAAAGAGCAGCGCCAGAAGAACCAGCCGACGGACAAGAAAAUCCAAAACGACAAGCGACAAGUCCAAAAUAA